GCUUUUUUUUAACAUAUGGAUGAUCUAUUUCAGAUGGAUAAAAACCUGGACUCAACAGAACUUGAUUGGACUCUCCAUCCAAAGCAACAUCGAAGAAUAAUUGUACACAUUGACAUAGAUUGCUUUUAUGCACAAGUGGAAAUGGUGCGUAACCCUGAGCUUCGAAACAAACCCAUGGGAGUCAAGCAAAAGUAUCUCAUGGUCACCAGCAAUUACACUGCUCGAGCACUUGGUGUUAAAAAGCAAAUGUAUGUGACAGAAGCAUUGAAAGUCUUACCAGACCUGAUACUUAUUGAUGGUUCAGACCUCACACCUUACAGGCAGUAUUCAAAUGAAAUAUCGUCUAUUGCUCAAACAUUCACUCCGCAUGUAGAACGAAUGGGUUUAGAUGAAAACUUCAUAGAUAUAACUGAUAAAGUUAGAGAAUCAUGUGAAUCAUGUAACAGUGAAAUAGUAGGACAUUUUUAUGGUGAUAGAGAAAUAAGUAAUGUGAUGCAAAGUGAUCCAUGUGGUUGUGGGUGUUACAAACGUCUCAUUGUUGGUACUCAAAUUGCAAGUGACUUGCGGAAGGAGAUUUUUGAGAAGACAGGUAUUACUUGUUGUGCUGGCAUUGCUCACAACAAAGUUCUAGCUAAAAUGGUAUCAGGUUAUCAUAAACCAAAUCAGCAGACUGUUAUAUUUCCUUGGCAAGUUUGUGAACUGAUGAGUUCAUUAGAUCAUGUAAAAAGUAUACCAGGUAUUGGAAGUGUUACAUGUAAAACUUUAGAAGAACUGAAUAUUUCCUCUGUCCAAGGUUUACAAAGGGUGGAUGAGAAAAUCUUGAGGACCAGAUUUGAUGAGGAGACAUGUAAAAAAUUGAGGAACUUGAGUUUUGGAAUAGAUGAAGGAAUUGUGCGUGGAAGUGUUCGUCCUCAAAGUUUAGGUAUAGAAGAUGCAUUUACUGUAACAAAAGUUACUUCAUAUGAAAUAAUAAAGUCAAAAUAUAAAGCACUUUUGGAACGACUUCUUAAACUGUUAGCUGAUGAUGGCAGAAUUCCAUUAUCUUUAAAAGUAGUUGUACGUAAAUCAGAUGGCAUAAUAAAGUUUGGACCUCGAGAGUCAAAGCAAAUUCAACUUUCUGGCUCAUUUUUUUCAAAAGGAGUAAGUAUAAUAAGUGAAAAUACAAAAUCUUCAUUAUAUAAUUUGAUUAUUAGUACCUUUCUUAAGAUGGUAGAUACAAAUAAGCCUUUUUGCCUUACCCUUGUUGGGCUAGGAUUUACAAAGUUGAUAGAACAGCCAUCUGAAAAUAAAUCCAUAACACAGUUUUUUAAGAAAAGACCCCAUGACCAUACAGAAGAAAACAAGAUUGAAAGUGAGGAACAAAAGCAGGUUAAACUCCCCAAGAAUGAUGUUCCUCCUCCUGUGGAAGGAAGUAAAUUACAAAUACCAAAUGUAGGGAAAAGUAUGAAUAAUGACAAUCGUCAUACUGAUGGAGAAUUUACUGAGGUGGUCAAUGGUGGCAGUAUGAAUGUAGCAGCCAAAAGCCACUUACAAGAGCAAGAAAAGACUUUGGGUGUCAAUAAUAGCAGUUUAUUGAGUCAAAGCUUAGGCAGAGAUUGCAACAGUGCAAAUUCAUCAUCAGAUAGAUUAAAUAACUUAGGAUCCAUUCACAGUCUUCCUAAUGAUAUUGACCCUGACGUCUUCAUUUCUUUACCAAAGGACAUUCAAGAAGAGGUUCUAGUUAAUCAUAAGGCAACAAAUAAUGGGGAUGUAAAAAGUGAAACUACUGUUACAGAAUAUCAUAUGGCCAUUCCCCAUAACAAGAAGAGUAAUAAUCGGUCAUCAUUUGAGAAUUAUUUCAUGCAAGGAGUUAAACAGCAUUCUAGUGAUGCUUUACUUGACAACAAGCAUAAGAAUCCAAGGGAAGAAAAAAAAGAUGUUACUAAAAGCAGUCCUUGUAGUUCUAGAGCUAGUUACCUAGGAAAUAAAAGGAACCCUGAAAAUAAACCCUCCCCAUUAUCUUUUAAAAAGUCUACUAAAGAUGUGAAAUGUAAUGAUGCUGACCGUGAAUUACUGGACUCUAUAGAUUAUGAUGUAUUUAAUGCUUUACCAGAAGAGUUACAAAAGGAAAUUUUAGAUGAAAAAAGAAGCCAAAGAAAUCAUUCAGGUUUGGAAAGAGCUGUUGAUUUACAAUCUCCAACCCCAAGAAAUGUUCAGUCCUCGCCUAUUUUGAAAUACUUAAAAAAAAUAUAGGUGAGAAAUUGACACAAUUAUGUACUAGUGAUAUUUUUCAUUAAUUUUUACCCAUUAUUUGUGAAGUGGUUUUUUUCUGUAGAUAUGAAGCUUUCCAUGUUUUUAAAUUUUGAGAUUUAGUCAUCAUGAGGAGGUGAACAUUAUGGUUUAUUGUCAUCAGAAAAUUUCCACUGUUAAUCAGAUACAUUUUCUUAGCCCUCUGAUUUUUAUUUGUAAUAUCUUAACAUUGGUUUGUUGAAAUAAAAUCAAAUUUAACUGCCUACUUA
This is a messenger RNA of Macrobrachium nipponense, 2498 nucleotides long. RefSeq names its product DNA polymerase iota-like. The record is from RefSeq and is a predicted model, not a curated record. The transcript has a single exon. Bases 16 to 2232 code for a protein of 738 amino acids. Gene Ontology annotation, molecular function: DNA-directed DNA polymerase activity; damaged DNA binding. Gene Ontology annotation, biological process: translesion synthesis. Lineage: Eukaryota; Metazoa; Arthropoda; Malacostraca; Decapoda; Palaemonidae.